AUGCAUGGAGUCAAUUUAAUUUCUGUUAUAGUUUUCUUGAUUGCUACAAGUGUUGAUGCAGAGUAUUAUGAUUUAAACAAUGCGGAAAGCUUGUUUGAAGUAUUUGUCAAGGAUUACGACAGACAUUACAAGGACAACGAUGACAGAGAUUUACAUUUUAAAGCUUUCGUGAAUAAUUUGGAAGCUACAAAUAAAGCCAAUGCAGAAGAUCUUGAAUCAACCUAUGGGAUUACUCAAUUUGCUGAUUUUACACCUGAUGAGUUCAAGAACUUUAUGGAUUCAACGCUUCAGGCCUGCCAGGAGCCAUAG
Messenger RNA from Arctia plantaginis, 309 nucleotides. NCBI's taxonomy places the organism in Eukaryota, Metazoa, Arthropoda, Insecta, Lepidoptera, Erebidae. The record is from the annotation of a GenBank genome assembly.